This is a messenger RNA of Paramecium octaurelia, 4267 nucleotides long. Lineage: Eukaryota; Ciliophora; Oligohymenophorea; Peniculida; Parameciidae. The record is from the annotation of a GenBank genome assembly.
AUGCAAAUGGAUGAAGAAAAUUAAGGAUUAGUACAUCAAGAUGUGAAGAAACCUAAGGAACCUGAAACACGUGGCAUCCUCUCCACCAUUUGUUACAUAAUCCAACUCGUCAUACUCAUCUUAUUAGUUUUCUUGGUUUUCAAGUAUGCUCUGGCCAAUCAUAAAUAAUCGACUUAGAUCCCUUAGAUUUAAUAGUUGAACGUGAAUGAAACAGAAAAUAUAGAUGAUAUUGAUAAUACUGUGGUGUUGGAUAAAGAAGAUUAAGACAUCAUGCAAUUCUUGACUAGUCCUGAAGAUGUUACUCAAUUUGAUAACAUCAUGCCAGAACCAGAAGAAGAACAAUUUGAAGAAUUAAUAUUCGAAGCUGAACCAUGGAAUGAAGGGCAAUUAUAGGGUUGGCAAUACAAGAAUGGUUUAACUUUGAUUGUCUAAGAAAAAUAAGUGGACAUAGCUACUUUGUAAUUUGUCAUCUACCAUGGUUAUCAUGAUGAUGAAUACAAUACAUUAUUCAUGCAUUUAUUAUUGAAGUAGUAGUGUUCCUAAGCACAAUUGAUUGAAAGAGCAUACAUGAGUACUGUGACCAUUCACUUUAAAAACGAAUAAAUGGAAACUUGUAUAAGAAAGUUCGCUGAUUCACUUGUGAGAGAAUACACUCAAGAGGAUUUGGAUAAUAUUAAUAGUGAAUCAAUUUAAACCAGCGACAUUGAUCUCAUUUCCAAAAUAGACAGAGUCUUAGAUGCAAUAUCAUUAAAUAAUGAGAUCAUGACUGAACCCAUACAGAUACAAGAUUUAUAGAAUUACAUCGAAUUAAUAUUGGUUUCCAAUCCACUUAGGUUGACAAUAGAAUCUGCACUUUCAAAUUAAGAAAUUUAUAUGCUUGUCUCAGAUACUUAAUUAUUGCAAAAAGAAUUUGGAACUUCCAUAAUUGAAUCUUGGGAUCUAGAACCCAUUUUGUAUAAUCAAAUUAGAAUCAAUUCCAAUCAAACAUCCACUAUUUUAAUAUAUCCAGCAAAACAAGAUGAAUUUUUUAAGCAUUUAUUAUUGCAGAAAACACAAAACUCUUUACAAACAAUUCUUAAAUGCUAAUUUGAAAUUCUAGAUUUUGAUUUCUUGGCAAUUAACAUUUAAGAAUGCGAUGUAGAUAGUAUCACAUUAGCUAAUGCAAUUUACAAUUUCGGAUCAUUUCUAAAAAGAUAGAAUGAAAAGACAUUAUUAAAUUGUCAUAAAGAUUUUUNUAAUACUUUAUUUCAUAAGUUACCUAAGCAAUUUCUGGUUUUGCGGAUUUUUAAAAUGAGUAUCAGAAAUGACACCAAGUGUAGAAAAUCAGCAAUAUAUCGAAAUGGAUUAAACAUUUAAUUAAUGCAAAUGGAUGAAGAAAAUUAGGGAUUAGUACGUCAAGAAGUGAAGAAACCUAAGGAUCCUGAAACACGUGGCAUACUCUCCACUCUUUGUUACAUAAUCCAACUCAUCAUACUCAUUUUAUUAGUAUAUUUACUCUUCAAGUAUGCUUUGGCCAAUCAAAGAUAAUCGUCUGCGAUCCCUCAAAUCCAAUAAUUGAAAGUCAAUGAAAUUGAGAAUAUAGAUGAUAUUGAUAAUACUAUGGUUUUGGAUAAGGAAGAUUAAGACAUCAUGCAAUUUUUAACUAGUCCUGAAGAUGUUACUCAAUUUGAUAACAUCAUGCCAGAACCAGAAGAAGAACAAUUUGAAGAAUUAAUAUUUGAAGCUGAACCAUGGAAUGAAGGACAAUUGCAAGGUUGGCAAUACAAGAAUGGCUUAACCUUGAUAGUCUAAGAAAAAUUAGUGGAAAUUGGUACUUUGUAAUUUGUAAUCUACCAUGGCUAUCAUGAUGAUGAUUACAAUACAUUAUUCAUGCAUCUAUUAUUGAAGUAGUAGUGCUCCUAAGCACAAUUGAAUGAAAGACCAUACAUGAGUACUGUAACUAUACACAUUAAAAACGAAUUAAUGGAAACUUGCAUUAGAAAGUUCGCAGAUUCACUUGCAAGAGAAUACACUUAAGAUGAUUUGGAUAAUAUUAACGGUGAAGAAAUAGAAAUCAAUGAUGCAGAUCUCAUUUCCAAAAUUGAUAGAGUCUUAGAUGCUAUAUCUUUAAAUAAUGAAAUUAUGACUGAGCCCAUGCAGAUUUAAGAUUUAUAAAAUUACAUAGAAUUAAUAUUGGUUUCUAAUCCACUUAGGUUGACUAUAGAGUCUUCACUCUCAAAUUAAGAAAUUUAUAUGAUUGUUUCUGAUACUUAAUUAUUGUAAAAGGAAUUUGGAACAUCCAUUAUUGAUUCUUGGGAUCUAGAGCCUAUUUUAUAUAAUCAAAUCAGAAUCAAUUCCAAUCUAAACUCAACAAUUUUGAUAUAUCCAACUAAGCAAGAUGAAUUUUUUAAACAUUUGUUAUUGUUAAAAACAUAAAAUUCUUUACAAACAAUUCUUAAAUGUCAAUUUGAAAUUUUAGAUUUUGAUUUCUUAGCAAUUAAUAUUUAAGAAUGUAAUGCUGAUAGCAUCACAUUAGCUAAUGCAAUCUAUAAUUUUGGAUCAUUUUUAAAGAGAUAAAAUGAAAAAACAUUAUUAAACUGCCAUAAAGAUUUCUACAAUUUAUAAAUUCUCUAUUAAAAAUAUGUUGACGAUAAGGAAUUCUCCAAAAAGGAUUUUAAUGCAAUUAUUGAUAAUAUUUAAUCUGGAGUCAUUAUUAUUGAAUAAGGGUAAUUUAUCUACCAAGAAUUAACAACUUUAAACAAAGAGGAAUUCUUGAACUCUAAUUUCGUGAAUAAAAAAGUGCAAUCAAUAGAAUACUCCAAUAUUUUGUUAGAUUAUACUACUGUUUCCAAUAUAGAUGAGUAAUUAAUUUCAUAGUUAAAACUACCCAAUCUAUCUCAGUUCAUUCCUAUCGAGCAACCCAAUUACAAUUUUUACACAACUAAAAAGAUUGUCCCAACUAAUAUUACGUUACCAGAACCCAAGCUUCAGAAUGAUUCUCCUAAUGACAUAGAACCAAUUUAUAAGCCCAUAACUCCUUAUGUUCCAUUAGAUUUAGAUCAAUCUUAAAAAAAUUACUAAAUUCCAGUUUUAACUCCUUUACAGAUAUCUCAAGAAUUGUGGUGGCAAUACGAUAAUCGCACAAAUAGAGUGUUUCUAGGAAUUCUAUUCUACAAACCAAUUAAUGGUUAUAGCAUUGCAAAAUCUAAGGCAAUUCUAAAAGUUGCUUAAAUGUAUAUAGAACAAUCGAACUUGGACGCCAUUUCGGCUGGUUUCAAUGUUUAGGUAGAAAGCAGCUUGAAAGGGAUAUCCUUGAUGCUAUCAGGAUGGAGUCUAACAUUUGAAGCAGUUAAAAAUUAAGUGUUAUAGAAUUUAAAAUAAAUAAAGGAUGAAUCUAAGUUUAAGAAUAUCAAAGAAGAUUUAAAAAAUUAGUUUUAGGAGUAUUAUUUUUAAAAAACUCAGUUUUAUUUAGUUCAAUACUGGUUACCAAAAUUGAUGUUACGACCUGUGAAUGAUCCAGCAGACAUAAUUAAAGAAUUUUAGGAUUUGAAAUUUAAUGAAUUCUCUUAAUUUUUAACAGAUAUGUUUUCAGAUAUUAAGUAUACAGCAUUCAUUAGUGGGAAUAUUGAUAUCCGAAAUGCUAAGUAAUUGGUUUAAGAGUUUCAUCCUAAUGAAAUUGAAACUAUUACGAAAACUUUAUAAAUUGAAAAAAAUUUGGUUCAUAUAAUCAAAUUGCCAGCCAAAUAAAAACAAAAUGCUGUUCUAAAAUACUUCUUGGUAGGAUAAAGGGAUUAUCUUACAUAAGCAGCCCUGUUAUUGUUGUAAUUGCAUUUUGAAUCUUAAUAAGCAAUUUAGGUUAGUUUUAAAAGUAUUGGUUGUAUGGAUGGAUUACUAUUCUAUAAUUAAGGCACUGAUAGCGUACUAAAAUUAAAUGAAUAAAUUCAGUUAUUGAUUGAAUAAUAAAGGUUCAAUUUAGAUGAUCUAAAAGAACAAUUGAUAUUGCAUUAUUAAAAUAAUGAUGAAUUUUUAUGGGAUAAAAUUUACAACAGGAACUAUGCAUUUAAUGUAAGAUAUCAUUUAAUAGAAAUAGGAAAUUAUUGAGAUUAAGAAUCAAAUUGAAAAUGUCUAAAUAAGUGAUUUCCAUGGGAUACUUCAGUCAGAAACGCUGAGUAUUUUUGGAGUAACAGAGAGCUCAAAAUUUCCUAAUUUACCUUCAGGCUAACAUGAUUAUUCAAAGGAAAAGGAGAAAUCAUAUUUUGAAUGUGCCUAUUAAUAUUAGUCUUAAUGA